Molecule: messenger RNA, 2622 nt
Organism: Brachypodium distachyon (stiff brome)
Lineage: Eukaryota; Viridiplantae; Streptophyta; Magnoliopsida; Poales; Poaceae
Product: probable methyltransferase PMT23
Exons: 8
Coding region: 154-2175 (673 amino acids)
Cellular component (GO): endosome; trans-Golgi network; cytoplasm
Molecular function (GO): methyltransferase activity
Source: RefSeq, a predicted model, not a curated record
ACCUCCCCGCCCGCCAUCGGCAGAGCUGCCGUGGCCGCGACGCUCCACUUCGCUCCCUCCUUCCCUGCACACCCACCCAACCCACCAUCUUCCUCUUCCCUCCCCAACGGAGCCACACGCCGCACCGGAGGCAGCAGCGAGCCAUCGUCGGCGAUGGCCGUCCCCUCCGACCGCAAGAGGCGGCCCUUCCUCCUCUCGCUCUCCCUCUUCCUCCUCGUCUCCGCGCUCCUCGUCCUCUUCUUCCUCUUCCUCGACUCCUCCAGCCAGUCCCUCCCGUUUCUCCCCGACCGCCUCUCCACCCCCACCCCCUCCCUCCUCGGUCCCCUUCCUCCUCACCAACAGCAGAGAGCAGCCCCAAUUCCUUCCUCGUCUGACUCGCAACCAAACCCCCCAGCCUCCGCCGUUGCAGAAGCAGCAGAGAAGGCCGACGCGUCGCGGCCAGAACCCACCGACGCCGUUACAGGAGGAGCAAGUAAAAGCGAAGCGUCGCCGCGGCCUGUCGACAGCAGCGACGCGGCGGCAGCCGAUGCGGAUGCGAAGGCUGACAGAGGCGUCGAUGCGGCUGGAGGAGAUGGCGGCGGGGACGACCUGGCGGUGGCGGACGUGAGGUGGGAAACGUGCAAGGUCAUGAGGGGUGUGUCGCCGGCGGACUACAUCCCGUGCCUCGACAACAUCAGGGCCAUCAAGGCGCUGCGCUCGAGGCGGCACAUGGAGCACCGGGAGCGCCACUGCCCCGUGGCGCCGCGGCCCAGGUGCCUGGUGCGUACGCCUGCGGGGUACCGGUUGCCCGUGCCGUGGCCGCGCAGCCGUGACAUGAUUUGGUACAACAAUGUUCCUCACCCGAAGUUGGUGGAGUAUAAGAAGGAUCAGAACUGGGUUACAAAGUCAGGUGAUUAUCUUGUUUUCCCAGGAGGUGGAACUCAAUUCAAAGAUGGUGUGACAAGAUACAUUCAGUUUAUAGAGCAGACAAUGCCGGCCAUUCAAUGGGGAACACACACAAGAACUGUCCUGGAUGUUGGAUGUGGCGUUGCCAGCUUUGGUGGAUACCUGCUUGACAGGAAUGUCAUAACCAUGUCAUUUGCCCCGAAAGAUGAGCAUGAAGCUCAGAUACAGUUUGCGUUAGAGCGUGGAAUUCCAGCAUUUCUAGCAGUGAUAGGAACACAAAAGCUUCCAUUCCCUGAUAAUGCAUUUGAUGUGGUCCACUGUGCAAGGUGCAGGGUCCAUUGGUAUGCAAAUGGUGGAAAACCACUAUUGGAGCUUAACAGAGUGUUGAGGCCUGGAGGAUAUUUCAUUUGGUCUGCAACCCCUGUCUAUCGUAAAGAAAAAAGAGAUCAAGAUGACUGGAAUGCAAUGGUUACUCUGACCAAAUCAAUCUGUUGGAGAACAGUAGUAAAAUCGGAAGAUAGUAAUGGAAUUGGUGUUGUUAUAUAUCAAAAAGCAACCUCAAGUUCUUGUUACCUCGAGAGGAAAACCAAUGAACCCCCUCUGUGCUCCAAGAAAGAUGGAUCACGUUUUCCUUGGUAUGCCCUUCUUGAUAGUUGCAUUCUGCCACCUGCUGUCUCAAGUUCAGAUGAAACAAAGAACUCGUCAUUUUCGUGGCCUGGACGACUUACCAGAUAUGCAAGUGUACCUGAUGAUUCUGCUACUACAGAGAAAUUUGAUGCUGAUACCAAGUACUGGAAACAAGUCAUUUCAGAAGUAUAUUUUAAUGACUUUCCAGUUAAUUGGUCAAGUAUCCGUAAUGUAAUGGACAUGAGUGCUGGUUAUGGAGGAUUUGCAGCAGCAAUCGUGGAUCAACCUUUAUGGGUUAUGAAUGUUAUACCUAUUGGCCAGUCAGAUACCUUGCCAGUUAUUUUCAGCCGAGGUUUGAUUGGGGUAUAUCAUGAUUGGUGUGAAUCUUUCAACACAUAUCCAAGGACCUAUGAUCUUCUCCACAUGAGUUAUCUCCUUGGAAGUCUUACAAAUAGGUGUGACAUCAUUGAAGUGGCAGCUGAAGUUGACAGGAUAUUAAGGCCUGGUAGAUGGUUUGUGUUGAAGGACACCAUGGACAUGAUAAAAAAGAUGGGCCCAGUUCUUCGCUCUCUGCACUAUGAAACUGUCAUCGUGAAACAUCAAUAUCUUGUCGCUACAAAGAGUUUCUGGCGCCCCGGCAGUAAAGUGUCCAGAUCAGGAUGAUAUGGAUCAAACUUCUAAGGGACUCACCAUUACACAAAUAUUCUGUCGAUUCUUUGAAUUCUAAUUGAAACGAUUCUUUUAUACAGAAGAGUAUAAUUUGGUCAGCUCCAGACAGCUUUGAAGUUUUGGUGGCACAAGUACAUACUUCUGCAGGUAUGCUGAGCCGAUUCUUUUUGUCAGAGGAAAAUAUAGGGUUGUUAUAUCUGUAGGCUAGUGCUAAUAGUGCAUACACGGUGGACAUGGGAUUAUCUUUUGUAUACUUGUUCUUGAUUAGUCUGUACACUGAACAAUAAAGAUUUUGAAUCUUGUAGAAAUAUGAGCCCCUUCAUGUCUUCCUCCAUCUUUUCUUUUUAGAAUCACCAAGAGCUUCCAUAAAUUUUAGUAACAUUAUAUCAUGUUCAAUACAAGCAAGGAUGCUUUCCGGCACCAGAAGCAAUUUUGGCUAAA